AUGACGACUCAAUCAAGCAUCAUCUGGCCAGAGCAUCUCUUGCCAGGGACCACGGACAAUUUCGUUUCCAACGAAGUCAUCGCACGUAACCUUUCCGCACAACGAAUCUGGGAGCUCCUUGCGGACAUCUCGAAGUGGAAAUCUUACUACAAGAAUUGCGCGCAAAUUACAGAGCCCGAAUCUGGUCCCUAUCUGAAAGAAGGCAACGUGUUCAAAUUCAGCACGUUCGGAUUCCCUCCUCUCACAUGCACCAUUACCGAAUCUGUUGUGCCGAAGCAGGGCACCGCUGGAAGAAUCGCCUGGCACAGCACGACUGAUGAUGGACUCGAGGUGUAUCAUGCUUGGAUUGUCGAGGAACUCGAGAAGAAUCGGAUCAGGGUAUUGACGCAAGAGGUUCAGAACGGGCCGAUAUUUAAAGAAUGGGCGAAGGACGCACCAAAUGUGAUGCUAUUGGGGCAUCAAGAUUGGUUAGAUGGGCUUGUGCAGGCUGCGCACGGCCAAGAGGUUCGGAAGACUAACCUUGAGAGCGUGAACUUCCCUGUCAGGCAACUAGAUUCGGAGAAGGUCGAUUAG
Molecule: messenger RNA, 573 nt
Organism: Didymosphaeria variabile
Lineage: Eukaryota; Fungi; Ascomycota; Dothideomycetes; Pleosporales; Didymosphaeriaceae
Exons: 1
Coding region: 1-573 (190 amino acids)
Source: RefSeq, a predicted model, not a curated record